Branchiostoma floridae (Florida lancelet) is the source of this 2062-nucleotide messenger RNA. RefSeq names its product E3 ubiquitin-protein ligase TRIM56-like. The coding region runs from base 296 to 1762 and encodes 488 amino acids. The record is from RefSeq and is a predicted model, not a curated record. Gene Ontology annotation, biological process: positive regulation of DNA-templated transcription. Lineage: Eukaryota; Metazoa; Chordata; Leptocardii; Amphioxiformes; Branchiostomatidae. Gene Ontology annotation, molecular function: protein binding; ubiquitin-protein transferase activity; zinc ion binding. Gene Ontology annotation, cellular component: nucleoplasm; chromatin. The transcript is spliced from 4 exons.
CAGAACUCGUUCCUCCAAACCCGGAAGUUCCGCUGCAGUACCUAAACAGGACGCCAGGGGCCCGAAAUCUAAUCGUUUUCAGGUCUCAUCGAGACCUACCCAUAUCCCGAAUGACAAUACAAUCCAUCCAAGCGUUCUCGAGUUAUUCUGGUCGUCUACAUACAAACAUUCGCAUGUUCUCUGAGCUUGGCUGUCAUCGUAUCUAGAUACCCUCACGUACCAUAAUAAUCCUUUGUUUAACUUAAGCUCAAAGGUAAUGUUCCCGACAUGACUUGCGGAAACCAUUCGAAACAAGAUGGCGACCUCAAUUCUGAAGGAAAUUUCUAACGACUUUCUCGAGUGUCAGAUAUGCCUGCAAUCCUUCCGUGAACCUAAAAUACUUCCGUGUCUGCAUACUUUUGGCAAGGGAUGUCUGGCUGAAUAUGCCAAAGCCCACUGCGUCGAUGGCGACCAAAUAGAGUGUCCAACCUGUAGAAGUAAGUCACCACUUCCGGGUGGGACCGUUGACGGACUCAAGAACAACUUCUUCGUCGAAAGUUUGAAGGAUACCGUUAACCUUCACAAGACGUUGGAGUCAGAAGGACCAGAAAUCGUGUGUAGCAACCCUUAUUGUGACUCAAAAGGUCAAGCUACUUCGCGAUGUCUUAACUGUGACGAACUGUUGUGUGCCGAGUGUGUAUUGGCUCAUUUGCGUAUCAAAGUGACAAGAGACCAUACGGUGUUGGGACUGGAUGAGCUAAGGGGAGAGGGGCAAGCGUUAAGUGUGCGACACGUACAGGGACAACCCUGCAGUGAACACCCGGACGAGGUGGUCAAAUUCUUCUGUGACACAUGUCAGAUACCCAUGUGUCGCGACUGUGCACUGCUCAAACACAGAGAGCAUGCUUUCACUCACCUGAAGGACCAUAGCCCAUCGGUUAGGGCAAAAUUGCAAAAUAAGAUCGACCAGGUAAAGGCAAAAGCUGACGACUGUCGAGCAAUACGCUCUCAGCUGCAGAAUCAACUCGAGAAAGAAAAACAGACUGAAGAAAGUAUAAACCUUAAGAUCGUCGAUACAGCCUCAAGGCUGAAGGAAAGUAUAAUUUCGGAAAUAGACAAACGUAAAGAGGCUCUCCUGGCGGAACACAGGAAAAUUGCAGCACUCAGACAAAAGCUUUUGUCAUCAGAAGAAGAUGACGUUGGCACCACUCUUGCUCACUACACAAGUGCUGUGGACUUUGCAGAGAAGCUGGGGUCGUAUGGGAGUGACUAUGAGGUCACGGUAGUUGGUUCUGAAACCGAGGAACGACUUAGCGUCCUCGGAGGGGAGCAAGUUCCUGAUCAUGAAGAGUUGCCUCCACUUACCUUUGAUCCAUCCACCCAGGUGCCUACAGUACACGUGGGAUCGGUCCGUGGAGCUAUCAAAGUUUGCGAAAGGAAACUUUCUUGUGGUCAUGCUUGUGACGUACAACACUUGCGGGGCCGAUGUGAAGACGUCAAAAACAAGAAGGGUUGUUCUAGAGGGCAUCAGGUUUUUAUCAGGCGGGAAUCGGAAAGUCCAAGAACGGUCACGAUCGAUGAUGUCCGCCUUGACGAGUCCGUGGCUUCGUUGAAAGAAAAAUACUGCCGUAGGAUGAACACAGAUGUGGAAACGUCAUUGGUGUUCGGUGGAAAGGCGCUCCGUGAUGACCUAACACUGAGAAGCUAUGGAAUCGGAUUUAACAGCACACUGUUCCUGCACAGGACCGGAGAACUCCCAGCGAUCAAAGCAGAUCAAGAGUAACAUCGAGGGGGACUUGCAAGGUGUUAGACAGAAACUUAAUAGUAUCCUCAAUUCAAUCUUUUAAUUGUAAUCUGUUGAUACCCUGCCUCAUUACAGUAAUGUAGCUACAAAUUUAUCGAGCUACAUCGUACUACUCGUACGUAUUACAUAUACCGUUUUUCAGCCGACUUUCUUGAACGACAUCUAUUGUCAAAAUCAAUAUGUUUAAGAAGGAACAACUGACCCUUACCAGAUAUUAGCCUGAGUACCAGUUAAUGAUAAUUCUAAAUCAUCGUAGGCCAUUAAAGCUUGCUUUGUGCA